UAAGCUCGCCUGUGUUUAGUGUUUUGUGUGGUCGUGGCAAUUUUUACUAUAGUCACCCGACGAUCAUCAAAUAUUUCAGUAGUAAACACAACUCUCAUCGUGUAAGCACGCCAACUGUUACUCUUGGAUUUAUACUUACGGAUCGUAUACUAUCAUCACAACAGUGUUAACAAUAUUACAUUUGAUCAGUUUCGACAUGAAUCUAUCUCGGAAGCUGACAAGUCAGUUUGCCGAAAUUUGCUCCAUGAAUGUGAAAAACAUGGGUCGAACAUCAACAGCUGAUCGCAAUGGAAAGCAAAGAGAAUCAUUUGAGAAGACGUACAGCAUCGGUUCUUUGCUUGGAAGCGGUGGAUUUGGAACAGUCUACGCAGGCUCUAGGAUUUCUGACAAUUUACCGGUCGCCAUCAAGCUGGUUAACAAGGAGAAAGUGAACGACUGGGUGCAGCUCAAUGGCAGAGAAGUCCCAUUAGAAGUUAGCCUUUUGAAGCGUGUUUCAUCCAUCCAUGGUUGUAUCCGUAUGUUGGACUAUUUUGAACAACCAGACAGUUUUGUCAUUGUCAUGGAAAGGCCGGAUCCAGCCAAAGAUCUCUUUGACUUCAUCACAGAACAAGGACCUUUACCCGAAGAACUUUGCCGUCGAUUCUUCAGGCAAAUUGUGGAAACCACUAGCCGCUGUCACGAGGCUGGUGUCGUACAUAGAGACUUGAAGGAUGAAAAUAUUUUGGUUGAUCUUAAAACGGGACAUUUGAAAAUCAUAGACUUUGGAUCUGGUGCUUUCCUAAAGGAUACAGUGUACAAAGAUUUUGAUGGUACACGAGUGUACAGCCCACCUGAAUGGAUCAUGUCACACAGAUACCAUGGACGGUCAGCUACCAUCUGGUCACUUGGAAUACUACUCUUUGAUAUGGCCUGCGGUGAUAUUCCUUUUGAAAAGGACGAUGAAAUAUGCCGAGCAGAACUCUAUUUCCGCGAUGGUCUGUCGCAUUCGCUGAAGAACCUAAUUCAGUCGAUGCUUCAGGUCAAACCCCAACAUAGAUUGAACAUUGAGGACAUUCUUGACCACCCCUGGAUGCGGGAGGGUCAAUCGGACAAUGGCGGUCAGAAGAUCAUCUGCACAGGACACUCGAUGAACAGCUUGGACAAUAGCCCGUACAGCAGCACCAACUCUAGCCACGAGGAUAUCCACAAGGCUCAAACAUGCCAAUGCACAGUAUCGCACCCGUCAAACUGUUUUGUUCACAAUCGUGCUAGUGAUGUUGUUUCGCAGACAUUAUCCAGUGUUGAACUGCUUUCAAACUCUCAAGACUCAGAUUCAUCGGACUCUGGCAUUGAGGAUGGAGAAGCGAGAGACUGUCUAUUCGUCCCUGGAGCCCAACACAGCUAACAAACCUUGUUAUCCUUAACUGGACUCCUGCAACGCGCACAAUUGGAGUUCUCUACUUCCAAACGUGUUCGUUUUAUUUAUCACGUAUUCUGCCCUUACAGAUGCGGUGCUAGUGGCUGUGUUGUCGCGUUUUAUCAAGUGCAAUAUUCCCUGUUUUUUGCUAAGUGAUGUCAUGUUAUAUUUUAAAGGGGCAGUGAAGUAUUUAAGGGUGUGAAUAUUUUGACAUUUAAAGAUAAUGGUUAUUUAUUUAUAUAUGACCUCAAUGAGGCUAGGUGGAAAGAAAUUGAACAUUAUCAGAAAGAAGUUUAAGAAACCCAGUGUGUGAUAUUGAAUUUGCUGCCUCCUGCUGCAAAUAUUAAUUAUUGAAUUGUCCUCUUGAAUAACCCUUGACCCCAAUGAUGUGUGACAUAUUCCCUUUUUUGCAUAUGAAACACAAUUUUUUAUAAGAGAUAGCUAAGAAUUUGUACAUCCUGAAUGUGCCAAUUACUUGAGUUUUUUUUAAGCUUGAUGGCUAAAUGCAAUAAAUACAGCAACUCUUAAUGGUUGCCAGUAAUAUUAUUUUAAACCUUCCCAUUAUAAUAACUUUGCCCAUUUUGAUAAUUCUAUAUUGAUGCAAAUCAAAUGUUAUUUGUGUGUAAUCAAUUACAAUAUCCAUUAUGUUAAUUUCAAUAUUUCUACUUAAAAUAUAUUGAAAUAUAGUUGACCAUUGAAUAUUUCAAAAAAAUUAUCCGACGUUUUAUUAUUUUUUAAAAAUCUAUUCUGGUUCUGAAGUGCCAGACAUCUAAAUCUUACUUUUUGAAAUUCAGUUCAUGGGAAAUCUUUAACUCUUCCCAUCGGAUUUGGCAUGUUCAUUAAACUGGAAUAGAUUAAUUUAUGUUAAUGAAGCAAUUUGCAUGAGAUUUUGAUUCUUUGAUUGCUAAUUAUUGAAAUUGUCUAUUUAAUUUAUUACAUAUAUGGACUGGGUAUAUUCAGGGGCCAACAGUCAAAUAAUGGUACAUUGAAGUUUUAUGUCCUUAAUGAAUUUGAAUUUAAAUUUGUAGUGAAUUUUAUUUGUAUUUUGCAAUUAUUAUACACGUGUUUAAAUGGAAAAUGAAGUUAAGUUCCAUAAUUCAUCAAAAAUGAAGUGAAAAACUAUUACAUCAUUUGAAUUUUACCCUUUGAUUGCAUGUGCUUUUAAGAUCUCUGGCUUUUCUUACGUAAAUCCAGGGAUGUCUUGGGUAGUACAUGAAUUAAUAUGGCGCCUUUAAUAAUUUUACUCCCCUUGAUCCUUCCAAUAAUAAGAAAUCUAAGACUUAAGUCCACCGUUGUGCCUGAAACGAUUUAAGCGGUGACCAAAAAUUAGGCAUAGGUCAAAUUACAUGUGUGUCUUUAUUUCUUUUGUUUAAAUGUUUCGUGUGAAAAGAGAAAACUGAAGUCUUAUGACAUGUCCUAUUUAUUUGUCGUCACUCAAGAUACCUCAGUACCCGAAGAUUGUUGAAUUUAGUAAUAUAUUGUUCCUCAUGAAUUUUGAUGUGGGAUUAUACGUUCAAUUUUGUUAUUAAUUUAAUUGAAUUUUGUAAAUAACAGAUAUGUAUUUUUUAUAUUGUGGAAAGAAAAGAAAAAAAACUUGCAAUAAAAAUAUCAAUUAAACGGUUUGCCAGUUGGCACGAUGAAAAACUUA
This is a messenger RNA of Lytechinus variegatus (green sea urchin), 3044 nucleotides long. Its product is annotated as serine/threonine-protein kinase pim-1-like. The transcript has 5 exons. Gene Ontology annotation, cellular component: cytoplasm. Gene Ontology annotation, biological process: protein autophosphorylation; regulation of mitotic cell cycle; negative regulation of apoptotic process. NCBI's taxonomy places the organism in Eukaryota, Metazoa, Echinodermata, Echinoidea, Temnopleuroida, Toxopneustidae. Gene Ontology annotation, molecular function: protein serine/threonine kinase activity; ATP binding. The record is from RefSeq and is a predicted model, not a curated record. Bases 197 to 1384 code for a protein of 395 amino acids.